This is a messenger RNA of Elaeis guineensis (African oil palm), 2351 nucleotides long. RefSeq names its product transcription factor bHLH62. Gene Ontology annotation, molecular function: DNA-binding transcription factor activity; protein dimerization activity. NCBI's taxonomy places the organism in Eukaryota, Viridiplantae, Streptophyta, Magnoliopsida, Arecales, Arecaceae. Gene Ontology annotation, biological process: regulation of DNA-templated transcription. The record is from RefSeq and is a predicted model, not a curated record. Gene Ontology annotation, cellular component: nucleus.
UCUCUCUCUCUCUCUCUCUCUCUCUCUCUUUGAUGGCAGGAAUGCUGAGCUGAUGCCCAAGGCAUUUCCAAAGGCAGAGGGGACAGCUCCAUUUGACCUCCAUGGCCUGGCUUCUGUGAGACUACUCCUCCCUUGCUUCCAAGUGGUUCUAUGAUUAUUGUAUCCAUACAUAAAGGUCAACAUUUCCCUUCUUUCUUCCUCCCUUCCUCUCUGUCCUCCACCUCCUUCCUUCUCUUCAAAACUGUCUCUUUCCUCCCUUUUCCUCUCACCCUCUCCUCCCACCACCUUCCCUUUCCCUUCCCACCUCCCACCUCUUUUCCUCUCAAUUCUCCCCAAAAAGCUCCCGCCUUUGCUUGCUUUUCUUUCAUCUAGCUGUGAAUUACUAUCUCCAUCAUCGAUUCUUCGGCCAAUUCGGCAUUCUUUCUUCCAUUUCGGCGCUCGGAGGCAAAAAAAGGUGAGCUUUUUCCGGCAAUUCUUUGACGUCGGCUCCUCACCGGAGAUGAAUUGCGGGCCGCCACCAGAUCAGCUGCGGCCGUGCUUCCUCAACCUCAACUGGGAGCAGUCCAUGGACCCGACCGGCCACUUCGAGUCGGCGCUCAGCUCCAUCGUCUCGUCGCCGUCGUCCAAUUCCCCUGUUCCAGCCGAGGGCCUCGCCGUCAAUAACCUUGUCGGGCGGCUGGCGAGCGUCUACAAUUGCGGCGAGGAGAUCUCCCCCCGGUCUCACCACAUGGGUGCCCCUUUGAAUUCCCCUCCAAAACUCAAUCUUUCCAUGAUGGGCUACCUCGGCCACCAGCAGCCGGCCAUCGGUGGUCUGCCAUUCCCUGCUAACCCGAUUCCCGUCGCCCAUUUGGAUGAAUUGUCUGCCGACCCGGGGUUCGCCAAGAGGGCUGCGAGGUUUUCUUGCUUUGAUGGCCGGAAUUACAGCGGGUUGGCAGGCCAAUUUGGGCUCCCGAGGGCAUCGAGCAGCCAGUCUCUCAAGGCAACUGGACCCCAAAUGGGGCUGCCAGAGAGUGGUAAGGCGAUCCAGACGCAGGAGGGGAAGCAAUUGGAGGCAAAUGAUGCAGAAUUUGGUAAUGCUCGAGAGGAAUCAUCAGUGUCGGAUCCAAUCUCCGCAGGUGGAGAGGUGAGCUUGAGAGGUGCAGGUGAGAACAAUCCAAGGAAGAGGAAAGCUGCUCCAAAGGGCAAAGGAAAGGACACAGCUUUACCCAAUUCUGCCAUAGAUCCUCCCAAGGCGGCAGAGGAGGAGGAUCCAAAUGCAAAGAAAAGUAGGUUUGCAGAAGAUGAUGGAAUUGACAAGGAAUCAAUUAACCCAAAGGUUGAACAGAAUGGCAGUGGCAGUGGUAGUGCUAGUGGUGAUGGUGGUGCUCAAAAACAAGGGAAGGAGAACAAUGUGAAGCCCCUCGAGCCGCCUAAAGACUAUAUUCAUGUCAGGGCGAGAAGAGGCCAGGCCACUGAUAGCCAUAGCCUUGCAGAAAGGGUCAGAAGAGAGAAGAUCAGCCAGCGCAUGAAGUUACUACAAGAUCUUGUCCCAGGUUGCAAUAAGGUUACUGGAAAAGCGGUUAUGCUUGAUGAGAUUAUUAACUAUGUACAAUCAUUGCAACGCCAAGUCGAGUUUCUUUCUAUGAAGCUGGCAACGGUGAAUCCACGGUUAGAUUUCAACAAUGUCGCAGAUCUCCUCCCCAAAGAUAUGCAUCAAACUUGUGGGCCUGUGUUGAAUUCAGUUUAUCCAUUAGAGACCUCAGGUGCAGCAUUAUCAUACACCAGCCAACUGCAGCAGGGUGCUCCUCUCCAUUGUGUUGUGACCAGUGCCUUGGAAACCCAGUGCACUGUGAACCCAUUAGACCCCACUCUCUGUCGAACUCUAAGCAGUCACCAACCUUUCAUUAAUGGAUUUGGAGAUGCUUCAUCUCAGAUGGGGACUUUCUGGGAGGAUGAUCUCCAAAGUGUUGUUCCCAUGGACUUGGGACAGAAUCAGGAGAUUGCAGUCUCUUCUCAGAGCUUUCAUGGUCCAUUGCCAACAGCUCACAUGAAAAUUGAGCUCUGAUCAUUUGAAAUCAUUCAGAGAGCAAGAUUGUAUAUAACAAGCAUGUGAAGCUUCGGGCUAACAAUCUUUAGAUCUAAGCAAAAUUUUCAUUAUUUCCUAAUCUUCUUUGGGGAAAAUGAUUCUUUGGAGAAUUCUCGCAGUUAUCAGUGUAAGGUCUCAGUAAGCUAGAGACAUCAUGUGGUGCAGAUGCUUCAGACACCACAAUUAAGAUGUGUGAUGGUGAGUGAAGGAGAGAGAUUUGACAUUAUGAUGCUGUUGUGUUGUUAAGAGAAUUCUUGUAUUAAUUCAUUAAGAUGUUCCCCUCCAA